ACUUACUUACACUUUGAUUGUAACUUCGCGCGAAUUCGGUUACCUUCUGUAACCAAGGUUGUAUCCUGGCACGAUCUCGGUAUCCUUUCGAUGCCACGAGAUCGCCAGCAAAUAAACAUCGACUUGGUCCAUUAAUUGCCUUCUGGUAUUCGGCUUCUCGGGGAUUUUAUGGAGUCAUUUGGAGCGAGCUUCUUACGCCUUCCGAUUUAUCUGGCACGUGUUUCUUUGUAGCGGUGUUCAUAGUUAAUCUCGACUAGACGCCACGCUACAAUUGGUAACCCCAAUCAGACUACAAGGAUCUGCCUCGACUUCAAAGUUGGGCAGACGAUAACGGACUUACCUUUAACACUUCAAAGUGUAAAGUAGUCCAUCUGCGACAUGUCGCAAACUACAGUUACAACUUAGGAAACUCCUCUCUAGUAGUAUCCCAAGUCGAAAAAGAUUUAGGAGUCCUGAUGCCCUAUGAUUUGGAGUCUUACGCUAACUGUGACAAAAAUGCCUUCCGAGCAAACCUUGCACUGGUAACGUUGAAGCGCAUUUUUGGACAGUUUGACGAACGAACUUUCCAUACAAUCUUCAACAGUUUCAUCCGUCCCCAUUUAGAGUACGGAAACGUAGUACUCCUCCCUCACUCCAAAAGGACAAGGUCACUUUGGAGCGUAUCCAACGGCGAGCCACGAAAUCAGUUCGAGGACUCAAAUCUAAGCCUUACGAAGAACGCCUCUGUUCACUAGACCUUUACCCACUAGAAUAUAGGCGUCUUAGAGGUGAUUUAUUAAUGGCUUAUAGUAUUCUUAACACUUCUGGACAUCCUCUUAAACACCUACUUAAGCUUAGUUCGAAUAAUAACCUAAAGGGGAACACCCAGAAACUGGAUACACAACAUAGCAAGACGGAAUGUAGACACAACUUCUACUCCUUAAGAGUUGUCAAAAGCUGGAAUUCGCUGCCGGCCGAGCUAGUCCAAGCGACUUCUCAGGAGUCCUUCAAGAGGCAACUUGACCUAUUCUUAAGGACUAAGGAUAGUAUCACACUAUGAUUUACUAAUUUCUUUCCUCUUUUAUUGUUAACAUACCUAGGUUCCUGCCUGUAGGAUUUGAUGAUCCCCUGCUACUAGACACGGAAGUCUGUUGAGCGAGAGCUUCUUCUAUUCCGUCCACAACCAUUUGAACCAUUUGGUGUUAAGGGUUCUGGCGGGUCCUGUUACUUCUGCGCUACCUAGGUUUGCUUUGUACAUAAUGUACAUAAAGAAAGUCAUCAUACAAGGUUUUCGCAGCUAUAGAGAUCAAACAUGCCCAGAAGAGUUCAGCCCGCAUCAUAACAUAAUAGUUGGGCGCAAUGGUUCUGGAAAAUCGAAUUUCUUCCAGGCUAUACAAUUUGUUCUUUCAGAUGAAUACAGUCACCUGAGUAACCAAGAAAGACAAAACCUUCUUCACGAAGGCACAGGCCCACGCGUUAUUUCGGCUUACGUGGAAAUGAUAUUUGACAACUCUGAUAAUCGGAUUCCUUUCGAUAAAAAUGAAGUCUCUUUACGGAGAAUAAUUGGUAGCAAGAAGGAUCAGUAUUUUCUCGACAAGAAAAUGGUCACAAAAGCUGAUGUUAUGAAUAUGUUGGAAAGCGCUGGGUUUUCUCGUAGUAAUCCGUACUACAUCGUUAAACAAGGAAAGAUUACUCAGUUGGCUACUGCACCUGAUCACCAGAGACUGAAACUGUUGAGAGAGGUUGCGGGAACCAGAGUCUAUGAUGAACGGAAGGAGGAAAGCAAACAAAUAUUUAAAGAGUCAGAAGCCAAACGAGAACAGAUAUCUGAACUCUUAAACAGCAUCGAAGAUCGAUUACGAACCCUUGAAAACGAAACAAAAGAAUUAAAAGAAUAUCAACAUUGGGAUAGAGACAGACGUGCGUUGGAAUUUACCAUAUACGAUAGAGAGUUGAAAGAGACUCGAAAAAAAUUAGAAGAAAUACAAACUCGUCGAGAACAAAGCAGUGAAAGUACAGCUGAAAUUCGGCGAGCUGCCAAAGACUGUGCAGAUGCUAUAGAGAAACUAGAAAGGGAUCUAAGAGACAAUAGAUUGAAAGAAGCUCAGAUGCAAGAUGAAGUCGAGCAAGUCCAAGCAUCUGUAAGUGAUGUUCUUCAACGCCGUGAGCAACUUCAACUCACUAUAGCUGAUUAUUCAGCAACUCUUCGAGGUGGUAAAUCUGCGCGUGAGCGAGCUUCUGAAGAAUUAAAUCGUGUUAGAGAACAAAUAAACCAAGUUGAACAUCGGCUAGCUGAAUUACGACCUCAGUAUAAAAAGGCUAAGCAGUUUGAAGAUGAAUUAGCGAACGCACUUAGUGAUGCUGAACAUCGUAGAAAGGAAUUAUUCGCUAAACAAGGAAGAGUCAAUCAAUUUCAAUCUCGUAGUCAACGUGAUGAAUGGAUUAAAGAUCAAAUGAAAAGUUUAUCAAAGGCUAUAAAAGAUAAAGAAAAUACUAUAAAUAAAUUAACAGAAGAAAUUAAACGUGAUGAUGAAAGACGAGAAAAACUACAACAAGAUUUAGAAGUGGCUGAAGAAAAUAUGACAUGUGUUCGAAAAGAAUUAGAAACGGUAUCUGAGGAACAACGUAGACUUCGUCGUGAAAAAGAUGAAAUUCAAACGGACAGACAAACUGUUUAUCGAGAAGAAACUAGAAUAGCUCACGAACUGAACAAUUUACGUGAUGAGUUGGCCCGUACUGAACAUAAUUUACGAUCGAUUACAGGCAAAGGAAUUUUGAAUGGUUUGGAUUCUGUUCGUAAAGUUGUUGAGAUAUUUCGUGAUCGUUAUGGCCCAGAUUGUGAUAUUGUACAAGGUUAUCAUGGAACAUUGAUAGAAUUAAUUGAUUGUCCAGAAACAUUUUAUACUAGUGUAGAAGUUACAGCUGGUUCACGUCUAUUUUAUCAUGUUGUACAGAAUGAUAAAUUGGUUAUUCGUAUGAUUGCAGAAAUUAAUAAACAUAAUCUUCCUGGUGAAGUUAAUUUUCUUCCAAUUAAUCGCUUAUGUGUACAAGAAUCUUCAUAUCCAGAGACAAAUGAUGCAAUUCCAAUGAUUUCUCGUUUAAAUUUCGAUGAGAAAUUUCGUGGUGUAAUGUUGCAUAUUUUUGGAAAAACAUUAAUUUGUCGUAGUAUUGAAAUUGCAACUCAAUUGGCUCGAACAAAAAAUUUCGAUUGUAUUACACUUGACGGUGAUCAAGUAUCACGUAAAGGUACACUUACCGGAGGAUAUUACGACAGUCGAUUAUCACGUUUAGAAUUACAGAAACGUAAACAAAAAACUGAAAUUGAAAUUCAAGAGACAGAAAAUGUUCGUGAGAAUAAUGCUAAACGUAAAGAACAAGUUGAUGCACAAAUUAACCGUAUCAUUGACGAUGUACAACGUAAGGAUACAGUAAGAUCAAAACAUGAAAUGACAUUUGAUAAGUUGAAAAAAGAUAUUCAUAUGUGGAAAGAAGAAUUACGUGGCAAACAAGAAACUAAACCACAGAAAGAGUACAAAUUAUCAUCUUUACGUCACGACCUGGAUCAGAUGAAGUACACAAUGGAAUCUUAUAAAGUUGAAUUAGGAACUGAUUUAUUAAGCCAGUUGUCAGUUCAGGAGCAACGUGAAGUUGAUCGUUUAAAUGAUAAAAUUCAAGAAUUAACCAGAGAAGCUAAAGAUGCUUAUAAGAAGAGAAUUACAUUAGAAACCGAAAAGAAUGAAAAAGAAACUCAACUAGAACAUAAUUUAUUAAGAAAACAAGAACAAUUAGAAUCUGAGGUAGCUGAAGCUUCGGAACAAGAUUUACAAGACCGUUUAACUGAAUCAGAAGAAGAAUUGCGCGAGGUUGAACGCCUUAUUGAAGGUGCUCAGCGUACAGUAGAUGAAGUGGAAACACGUUUAUCUGCUCUGUUACAUGAACAACGUCAACUGGAAUCAGAAAUGGAGCGUAAAAAACAAGAAGAAAAAGAAUACGCUGAACGUAUACAAGAUGAUCAACAGAAUUUAGAAAAAAUGCAGUCAAAACAAAGUCAAUUGUUAAAAAAGAAAGAAGAAAAUAUGAAAAAAAUUCGCGAUUUAGGUUCUUUGCCAGCAAAUACAUUUGAUAAAUUUCAAGAUAAAAAUAUGAAACAAUCGACUGGAUUAUGAAGACCUCGACAUCUGAGGGAAAACACGGAAUACAAUGGACAGCUCAGAAUCAAUUAGACGAUUUGGACUUCGCAGAUUACCUACUCCUCUAUCGCAUACACACGAACAAAUACAGAUAAAGACGGACAGUGUAGCAGCAGUCUCUGCAUCAGUAGGCCUCAACAUACACAAGGGGAAAACCAAGGUCCUCAAAUACAACACGGAGAACACCAAUCCAAUCACUCUUGAUGGCGAAACUCUGGAAGAUGUAGAAUCCUUCACAUAACUAGGAAGCAUCAUCGAUGAAUAAGGAAGUUCAGACGCAGACGUAAAGGCGAGGAUUGGCAAAGCAAAAGGCCACAUUCCUUCAAUUGAAGAACAUAUGGAACUCAAAACAACUUUCAACCCAUAUCAAAGUGAGAAUCUUCAAUACGAACGUCAAGGCAGUUCUACUGUACAGACCUGAAACUUGGAGAACUACAACAACCACCAUUAAGAAGGUACAAGUACUUAUAAAUAGCUGUCUACGCAAGAUACUCAACAUCGAUUGGCCGGAUACCAUCAGCAACAGCCUUUUGUGGGAGAGAACGAGCCACCUUCUAGCUGAAGAGGAAAUUAUGAAAAGACGAUGGAAAUGGAUAGGACAUACAUUACGGAAAUCACCAAACUGCAUCACGAGGCAAUCCUUGACCUAAAAUCGUGAGAGGAAGCGGAAAAGCGAAAUGUUGAAGAACACGCUACGUCGGGAAUCGGAAGCAGAUAUGAAAUGGAUGGAUAGCAACUGGAAAGAGCUGGAAAGGAUUGCCCAGGAUAGGGUUGAAUGGAGAAUGCUGGUGAGCGACCUAUGCUCCUUCACGAGGAGUAACAGGCGUAGGUAAGUAAGUAUUUAUUCUUUGAAGAAGUGGCCCACACUAAGUCACGAAACGUCAGAAAAUCUGAUUUUUCUACUAGUUGGGAUAUUAAAACUAUAUUAUUUAUUUAUAAAUUCUUGUGUUUAGAUUGAAGGCACACUCCAAGUAUGAAGUCUAGUGAUAAUACCCAACUGCUGAAUCCAAAGUAGGUGGGUUUGGGUUCGAAACUGCUAUAUAGUGGCUGAAAAUCGAACACCUUAAGUACUGCGCCGCUGCUUCAAUACAACUAUAUACACUUGUGUUUGAGAGUUAUUGAGAAUACUUGGUUGGCUUUUAAGUCUUAUGAAUCUCAUGAAUGAAUUUGUUUGAACUGCUUAUUCUAUAUCGGAGAUAUUAAUAAUAUUUUAUUUUCUCACAUUUUUUGAUUCCCUAUGUAUGUGGAGUACCAAAAAGCUUUAUAAAAACGUUUAUAUAUGUAAAGUGAUUAGUAUUUAGGCGAUAAAAUGGAGUUUCAUUUUUUGAGCUGGGUAGUUUAAUUGUGAAGCUUUCAUUGUUCUUCUGAACGGCAUAAACACAAACUUUAGGCAGAUCUGUGAGCCAUUCAAAUUUCUUCGCAUAUGACUGAUAGCUUGUCUUAUCAACCAUCCAGCUCAAAGAACAAAACCUCGGCAAAGAGAGUUUUCAGACCAAAAUGUUCUAAAAGAGAUUACUAACAUAAUUUUCCUUACUUCAUAUAUUCGUACUGCUUAGACUGUUUAAACUUCACAAAAUUUUCGAAUGUAAAGAAAACAAGUAUUUACUUCACUUUGAUUUAAUUUCAUUGAAACAGUACUUCAAAUUUCUAGUUCUAAUGCAAAGUUUUGAUCAAUGAAAUCCAGUCAUAUCGAUUGUGAGCCAAUUGCCCACCAAUGGCAUUGGAAAAAUGCAAACUACUGGAUGCCGACCCGAUGGUUCAAAUGUUAGAUACUUUCUGCGAGACCGAAACUUCAAGAUUUUAGGUUCGGUUCGCAGUGAGAUAUUGUAUAUGACGUUGAAUAAUCAGUAAACUGAAUUGUGAAAAUUCAAGAAUUCGC
Messenger RNA from Schistosoma intercalatum, 6048 nucleotides. The record is from the annotation of a GenBank genome assembly. NCBI's taxonomy places the organism in Eukaryota, Metazoa, Platyhelminthes, Trematoda, Strigeidida, Schistosomatidae.